Penicillium angulare is the source of this 402-nucleotide messenger RNA. Its product is annotated as BolA family protein. Gene Ontology annotation, biological process: intracellular iron ion homeostasis. The record is from RefSeq and is a predicted model, not a curated record. Bases 1 to 402 code for a protein of 133 amino acids. NCBI's taxonomy places the organism in Eukaryota, Fungi, Ascomycota, Eurotiomycetes, Eurotiales, Aspergillaceae. Gene Ontology annotation, cellular component: nucleus; cytosol. Gene Ontology annotation, molecular function: 2 iron, 2 sulfur cluster binding. The transcript has 2 exons.
AUGUUCUCCCGCACCUCCUCCCUCACUGUCCUGAGCAGAGGCUGUCGCUAUCUCCUCCGUCCAAUUCCUCAGCGCGCCUCCCCCUUCGCCGCAUUCUCCCAUUCCUCGCGAUCUUUCGCCGCCAUCAACGCUGCCAUGGCCGAUACCUCGGGUGUCACUGCGGACUCACUGAAGCUUAAGCUCACCGAGCAAUUGCAAGCACAAUUUGUUGAGAUCGAAGAUCUGUCAGGUGGUUGUGGUCAGGCUUUCCAGGCGGUGAUUGUCUCCCCGCAAUUUGAGAGCAAGAAUAUGCUUGCGCGUCAUCGUCUUGUUAACUCUGUGCUGAAGGCUGAGAUUGCGGCUAUUCAUGCCUGGACUCCUAAGUGUUACACUCCUGAGCAGUGGCAGGCACUUCAGCAGUAA